Lingula anatina is the source of this 1726-nucleotide messenger RNA. RefSeq names its product N-acetyltaurine hydrolase. Gene Ontology annotation, biological process: catabolic process. The record is from RefSeq and is a predicted model, not a curated record. Lineage: Eukaryota; Metazoa; Brachiopoda; Lingulata; Lingulida; Lingulidae. Gene Ontology annotation, molecular function: hydrolase activity, acting on ester bonds; zinc ion binding.
AUGGGAUCUAAUUUAGUUUUAGGGUGUAUUGACCCCAGUGAACUGGGAAUAACGCUACCACACGAACAUUUAUCGUCAGAUUUCACGUGUGCGUUCUCCCCACCGCAUCCAGGCGAUGAAGACAGGAUCGACCUUCCACCGUCCCUUGAGAACAUGGGCUGGGUUAUGAGAUACCCAUACAGCAACAAACCAAACAUGAUCUUCAACGACGAUGCUACGCAUUCUGCCAUACUUGAGGAAACGAUAACUUUUAAGCGACUCGGUGGAGGGACCAUUGUAGAAAAUACAACUGGCGAUAUGCUUCGCAACGUGGAAUUCAUGAAAAAACUUUCUGAAGAGACGGAUGUUCACAUUGUAGCUGGAACAGGUUUCUACUUGGAAUCAGUUCACCCCAAGGCUAUGGAUACCUUUAAGGUGGAGGAUAUAGUAGAGAUGAUGAAAACGGACUUUCUGGUCGGAUGUGACGGGACAGACAUCAAGUGUGGAGUUAUAGGAGAAAUCGGAUGCUCUUGGCCAUUACAUGUAAAUGAAAAGAAGUGCCUGUUGGCCACGGGGGAGGCUCAGACGGAGCUUGGCUGUCCUGUUAUCAUCCACCCUGGGCGCCAUAGCCAGUCCCCGGCCGAGGUCGUCCGAAUAUUACAGGAGGCCGGAGGAAACGCUGAACAUACCGUGAUGUCACAUCUGGACAGAACUUUCCAUAAUGACGAGGAACUAUUGGAAUUCGCGGGACUAGGAACCUAUCUAGAAUAUGAUCACUUUGGUAUUGAGAUAGCGGACUGGCAGUGCGACCCGACCAUCGACAUGCCAAACGAUGGAGAGAGAAUACGCAGGAUAAAGAAAUUGUUUGCCAAUGGUUUUAACAAGGUGGUGAUCGCACACGACUUGCACGCCAAGCAUAUGCUGCAAAGGUAUGGUGGACACGGGCUGACACAUAUUCUGAAGAACGUUUUACCGCAAAUGAAGCGCCGUGGAAUCAGCAGUGAACAGAUCAACACGAUGCUGGUGGAUAACCCAAGGGAGUGGCUGACAAUGAUAUAGAGUCAAGUCAUAUAAAUACUUACCUAAACCAUUUAACAUAAGGACUAAUAGUGCCUUGUUUCUUGUAUAUGAGCCAAAUUUUAAUGAACAAUUAAAUUUUGACCUUUUCCUGUAUUUUAAUCAGCGAAAACACAAAAACGAACUGUAUGCUCAACUAACGCAAUUUGCAAUGCUUUAUCACGAAAUGUCGCUAAAUAUUGCAUUCGCUGAGUUUUGACUUGUGUUAGAUUUUCAAAUAAAUCAGUUGGCCAUUCACUUACACCAAAGCGUUCUAACUUAUUCAGAUCACAUUAACUGUGAAUUAAUGUAGGACUAGGCCUACUUAAUACUGUUUUCUGGUCACCCCAACGGUAGGCCCCUAUUAUCAAUACGAGAUCUUUAAAAUUGUGAUUGUGUAAAAGGGGGGACAAAGACCAAAAGGGAAAAUGAAAAAAAAUGUGUUCCAUAUUUCUAAGAUUGUGUCAAACUGCAGUGUCAUAUUUUCAAGUGUUUUUCAGUUUAUACACCUGUACCUAUCAUGAUCAUAAGCGAUUAAAUUUUGAGUGCGUGCGUAACGUACCCUACCUGUGUUAGCGUUGCUUUCGGAUACACCGUCGACUGGUAGUAGACCCAAACAAUUUUUUAACAAAUAAUAAACGGUUUUUGUAUCAUUAAGAUAAACUCACAUCUAAGUUUUGAUUUAGUGUUA